Molecule: messenger RNA, 2277 nt
Organism: Saxophila tyrrhenica
Lineage: Eukaryota; Fungi; Ascomycota; Dothideomycetes; Mycosphaerellales; Extremaceae
Exons: 2
Coding region: 1-2277 (758 amino acids)
Biological process (GO): transmembrane transport; metal ion transport
Cellular component (GO): membrane
Molecular function (GO): metal ion transmembrane transporter activity
Source: RefSeq, a predicted model, not a curated record
AUGCAGAUGCACGGCGGCUCUGAACGUUUUCCCACGGCUAUGAGCACUCCCGACACGAGACGAGUGGAAAAUCUCCUCCGCGAACUCGAUGCACAACGCACAGCCUACAUUGACACUUUCACAAAAGUCCACGAGCAGAUCACUCAAACCCUAGCUUCUACCGUUUCCAAGGAUGUCCUCCGCUCUGGAACACCGCCAGCUUCACAACAGCCGGAGUCACGCUCACAGCGCUCACAGCGUUUCUCAGAGUCUCGCGCGGGUUCUGACAAACAUGUGACUUCACGAAGGUCGCCCGCUGGACUGUCGCCGCUUCCUGCGUCCUCUACUGGUUUCGAAUCAGAUUCAGAUGAUGGCGGUGACGAAGCACUCUACGUGCAGACUCCGCUGGAACCGCAGUCGUUCGACUUGGAGAGCUUGCGAGCUCAUUUGAGAUCUCAUCAAUGGGACAAGCAGACUCACAGAAUUCUGGAUGGUGUGGUCGGCAAUCCUUCACGACUCUCGGAGACACCGCUGAUACCGAACCGGAGAGGCAAGCUGGAGGACCGAAGCGACCACACGCAUUACCAAGUUUUCGAUGUUGGACCAGAUGGCUCUGUUCUGCCGGUGGACUUCUCUCACAUCGAGAAGGACUUUGGUCGAGCGAUGGCGUUCUGGCAUGCUAUCAAGGAGAUCAACCCAGAGACCAAGCAGAGGCAUGCUGUGGGCCGCAUUACAAUCGUGCGGGAGCCCAGUCCGAUCCUGUUCGGUGCGAUACAUUACACGAUGAACAAGCACUUCGACAUGAACGAGCUUCUCGGUCAUCUCUUUGCAGACGAGAACUCCUCUGCCAAGCUAUUCCGAUCAUUCGAAGACGAUGCACGACGCCAGCGAAGCUUCGUCUUCAACUUCGAGUACUUCACGCUGAUCGGCAAGGACUGUGAGCCGAUGAAGUGGCAGCUCGCGGCCGGGCAAGAAGACCGAAAACCAUGGCACAUUUCAAUCACCCGGUGCAGCUCGGUGGUGGCGCUCGUGCUGAACGGCCCGAAGAUCAAGGAAGUGAAGAACCCACGCAGGCGCAAGGCGAAAGACAAGGGCCCUGUCUAUGAUCCUUUCUCAUCCUGGCAAGUGCUGAACAUCCAAUGCUACCCAGAUCUCCAAGCAAGCCUGGACGUGCACGACUCUACCAAACACUACGUCAACGGCCCCGAAGCCUUCAUGACAACAAUCCUCGGAGAGUUCCGCGACGCCUACCGCCGCUUCAGCGAAAUCACCAAGCGCAUCUCCAAACGAGUCCGCCCGCCCCUCGAAUUCAUGUUCGACUCCGUCAUCCGCGAUAAGCUCCUCUUCGAAGACGACGAGUACACCAUGGCCCGGCGCUACUUCUGGGCCCACACCACCCUCGGCAUCAUGAACGAGAGCAUCAAAGCCCUCGUCGACGCCUACGAGGAACGCUUCACCGACGAAGUCUGGGAGGGCAAGCACAAGACCCUCUGGCCGUUGCUCGACGAAACCUCCACGCGAAACAAACACUACCGCAAGAAAAUGUCCCUGCUCCGCGCGGAGUUCGACCUCAUACUCGCGCGGUUGCGGAGACUAGUAGACGAGAACAACGACCGCCGUCGCGAAAUCCAGGAUUUGCGCGAAGACCUGUUCACAGGUACCUCGAUCCAGGAGAGCCGCAAGUCCGUCAACGCGACCGAAACAACCGUCCAACAAGGGCACAACAUCAAAUUACUCACAAUGGUCUCCAUCUUCUUCCUCCCCCUCACCUUCGUCACCUCCGUCUUCGGCAUGACCGACAUCGAUGAUCCGGAUUACCGCGACUUCACCAUCGUCACCUGCACCGUCUGCGUGCCCUUUUUCGUGCUCAUCGGGUCGUUGAACUCGAGGCGCGGGCUGACGUGGUGGAAAAUCAAGACCCAGGCUUUCUUCGCGGCGAUGGGAGUCUUCUUCGCUUGGAUGACGGGCAGGGAGAAACCUGCCGAUCCCCCGGAGCUGAUGGCGGUGAAGAGUUUCGACAGCCAAUCCCGCGCAGACACCAUCCGGUUGCGCCGUUUCUCGUCUAUGCAGAAUCGGAACGAGCGCGGUGUCGUCCGCGGCGAGACGAUGGUCGAGGAACCCAGCUCUCGAGGCGAAGGCGAUAGGAGGGUAGAAGACGGUUUAGCGCUGGCGGCGAGUGUCUCCCCCGCUGUGCGGCCGAGUUUUGGCAUGGGUAGGGUGGGGACGAGCAGGAUUGCGGAGAUGUGGGGGGAUGAGCGAGAGAGGAAGAGGAGGUUGACUUAUGGGGAAGAUGUGUAG